This is a messenger RNA of Talaromyces amestolkiae, 345 nucleotides long. RefSeq lists its product as uncharacterized. Bases 1 to 345 code for a protein of 114 amino acids. Gene Ontology annotation, molecular function: acyltransferase activity, transferring groups other than amino-acyl groups. Lineage: Eukaryota; Fungi; Ascomycota; Eurotiomycetes; Eurotiales; Trichocomaceae. The record is from RefSeq and is a predicted model, not a curated record. The transcript has a single exon.
AUGAACAACUUCCAGCAUCGAAUCCGAUCCCCUCUGCCCUCAGGCCAGAAAAUCAGCUUGCCGGCCGAGAGAUGGGAGUUGGAAGCGCUAUACAUUGCGCCGCAGUACCAGCGCCAAGGGUAUGGUAUGGAGGCACUGAAAUGGGGGCUCGAGACUGCGAAAGAGGAAGGCGUGGAGAUUUGGGUUUGGAGUUCGGAUGCUGGGAAAAGGGUUUAUGAAAAGGCCGGGUUUGAGGGGGUGGGGAGGAUUGGGUUUGGGGAUUUAGUUUCUUCUUGUCGUAAGGUGGUGGAGGAUGGGGGAGAAGGGGAGGUGGCGGUUUGGGUUAUGAGGUGGAGGGACAAUUAA